Mitosporidium daphniae is the source of this 1401-nucleotide messenger RNA. Its product is annotated as signal recognition particle protein. NCBI's taxonomy places the organism in Eukaryota, Fungi, Microsporidia. Bases 1 to 1401 code for a protein of 466 amino acids. The transcript has 7 exons. The record is from RefSeq and is a predicted model, not a curated record. Gene Ontology annotation, molecular function: 7S RNA binding; GTP binding; GTPase activity. Gene Ontology annotation, cellular component: signal recognition particle, endoplasmic reticulum targeting; cytosol. Gene Ontology annotation, biological process: SRP-dependent cotranslational protein targeting to membrane; SRP-dependent cotranslational protein targeting to membrane, translocation.
AUGGUCCUUAAUGACCUUGGCCGCAGUCUCCGAGACGCCCUAGCAGGGUUCAAUCGGGCUCCAAAUCCGGAUCAAAAAGCCAUUGAUGCACUGAUGAACGACGUCUGUAGAGCGCUUAUCGGCAGCGAUGUAAAUAUAGCCAUGGUGAAAAAGCUGCGAACAAAUGUGCUCGCCUCGAUUGAGACAAAUCUUGGAUCUGGCGCGGUCAUCGAUGAACUCUGCUCGUUGAUUGAUCCUGGAAUCCCGCCCUGGCAGCCUCGUCGGGGACACCGAAAUGUUGUCAUGUUUGUGGGUCUUCAAGGCUCUGGAAAAACGACAUCCUGCACUAAGAAAGGAUUCAAAGUCGGGCUUGUUUGUGCAGACACUUUUCGGGCCGGUGCGUAUGAUCAGCUACGUCAAAAUGCAACAAAGGCGAGAAUCCCUUACUUUGGCUCUUAUUCUGAGCCAGAUCCGGUCAAAAUUGCUCUUCAGGGCCUGCAAAAGUUUACACAAGAAAAGUUUGAACUUAUCAUUGUCGAUACCAGUGGAAGACAUGCUCAAGAAACUUCCCUGUUCCAGGAGAUGGUGGACAUUGAAACUGCUGUGUGUCCCGAUAAUGUGGUCUUCAUUAUGGAUGGCUCCAUCGGGCAGGUUGCUGAUUCCCAGGCUCGCGCAUUCAAAAGUGCCGUCAAUGUUGGGUCAAUUUUUCUCACCAAAAUGGACGGGCAUGCCAAGGGCGGCGGUGCGCUGUCUGGUGUUGCUGCCACCGGCUGUCCAAUCGUAUUUAUUGGUACUGGAGAGCACGUUGACGAUAUCGAGCGGUUCUCGGUUCGCCCGUUCAUAUCCAAGCUUUUGGGAAUGGGUGACAUCGGUGGUCUCAUUGAAAAGGUCCAAGAUAUCCGCAUAGAUUCGGCCCAUAAGGACCUGCAAAAGCACAUUGAGCAGGGGAUUUUUUCUCUCAGUGACCUGCAGGAACUUUUCUCGAUGAUUUCAGGAAUGGGUCCACUUUCAAACAUCCUCAACAUGCUUCCAGGCGGUGCAGAUCUGAUGGCAGGCCCAGAUAUCGGCCUUCGAAUGCGCCGAUAUAUGACUUUGUUGGAUAGCAUGCACUCCUCAGAACUUUCCGCUGAUGCUCGGAUUUUUUCUACCCAGCCUGGGCGUGCAAGGAGGGUAUGUGCCGGUUCUGGAUGCGAUUCUACGCAUUUGGCAGAGCUUCUUGAGCAACACAAAAAGUUUGCUGCUUUGAUAAAACAAAUGGGUGGGCCAAAGGGGCUACUAAAGAACCUAUCUGGCACAAAUCACGUAUCCAAUAGCCAGCAAAUGGCAAAGAUGUCUCGAUUUGUGCCUCCAGAGCUCCUGCAGUCGAUGGGUAAUCUUGUGUUUCUCAGCUAUCAGGUGGCAUUUCCGGCCUGCAAGAUAUGA